This is a messenger RNA of Cricetulus griseus (Chinese hamster), 2407 nucleotides long. The record is from RefSeq and is a predicted model, not a curated record. Lineage: Eukaryota; Metazoa; Chordata; Mammalia; Rodentia; Cricetidae.
UCGUGGGGGCCAGACCUCGGGGCUAGAGGGCAUGCUCUUUUCUGCCGCCUGUGGCUGGCUGGCUGGCUGGUCCGAGCAGCAGGGGUGCGCACCCUGGCUGUUUGAGCCUUGCGGAGCGGGAAGACACCGAGUGUCUGGAGAGGGGGAGACGGGCAGUGCAGGGAGCAAGCAGGCACCCCGAGAGCCCAGAUGCCAACCUAGCGGGAGCGCGGGCGCCCUGACGGCCAGCGAACUUUCCUUUCUCCGGUCAUUGUUAGAACAUUGCGAGUGGUCGCAGCCGCCAAGCGCCCUACGGUCCUGGGGGUCGGAGAAUCGCCGGGGCUUUGCCAAUUACGGGGAGAUUUUUUUUUCUGCCACCGGGCAUGGCACAGUUGUUAACUUUUCUCCAGCUCUUGAGUUCGUUUUAUUACCUCCUCUUAGGGGGGCACAUUUAUUUGUUUAUUUAUUUAUCUAUCUAUUUAUUUGAUCCCCCAAUCUUUUCCUCCUGCAUUUCAGAGCAGAGCCUUGGCUUUGGUGGAGUCUGGCUUUAAAUUACACAGGGCAACCUGCGCUCAUUAUUUGUCAGGAAGAAAGUGAGGUGGGAUCUCAGAUGAGUGUCCUCAAUGGUGGUAUGUGAAGACAUGCUUAAGAGUUUAUCUCUGUGCAGCCCUAGGACAUAUAUAGGGAUUGGGCAAGAAACUUGUUUGGCUACUCCAUUGGCGUUCUGAGUUGGAAGGAACUCUUGUGUUCUGAGGUGUGUGCAAGGGUCGACCCCUACCUUGUGAGAUGCACUCAUCUCUGAAGCUGAGGGUGAGAACCCCACCCUCUACGCUCCACAGUUUGGUUGUACAAGAAAUCAAAACCGUGGUGACUGUGAUUCCAGUGUCCUAGACAGAAAGGCGACUUCAUUCCCUCCAUUCAGUCAGAUAAAGAUAAAUGCUACUCCCUAAACUCUGAAAAGUAAUGAAAAAAAGUAGGUAAAAACUGGUUGCACAACAUCGUUGCCUAGUUCAUGCUAACCAGAAUCCACUUUCCCAGAGUACUUCUUAAAUACCUUGCCUGCAGCCACUUCUUGUCAGCCUUGGGGGUUGGAGAAUGGGGGUGGGGAGAAGAGCAGAGUCCACUUGAAACAAAGCAUUGUGUUUUAUUUAGUUUAGUAUUUCUAUAACAUCUGUAAUGGUGGGAACAGAGCCUGGCCUUUGUACCCUUUGAAUAGUGUAGUUCUCACAUUAUGGGUAAGUAAAAAUGUUUUUUUUCUUUUUUGUUUAACCUUAAGAGUAUCCUUCCAUAAUUAUCGUUUUCUUUUUUAUCUAAGGUGAGCUCUGAGUUUAAAUACUUGAAUUAUUAGAGGAUAAACUCUCACUUCGAGGAUUACAGAAGUUGGGGGGUGCUGUUCAUAUUAAGCUGGGGAGUGCCCAGUUCAUGUUAAGUUCUCAACAUCAGGCAGUUCAAAGUGAAGGGAUCGGGAACGACUUGGAAACAGCUUUCAGGGCACAUGUGAAUCACUUUCUAGCUUGUAGAGGUCUUUCCAUAGACAAAAGGAAACUUACCUGAUCCAAUCUGCCAGACUUGGGAAAGGGAAGUGAAGAAUCCAGUAUCAUACUGUGAAGUGAGUGGCCAACGUCCACCAACUUGGAGCAUCAGGCUUUGACCUUGUUCUGGAAGAUCUCAAAGAUGAUGUGAAAACCUUAACUGGCGGUGUAAACAUACCUGUGAAUUCUUGGAUGCACCAUGAUGAAACGUCAGAGACCUACCAGCAGUAGUGAGAGUUCAGAUGAGUGUCCUUCCACUUCCUUUACUUCUCACCCAAUGUAUAGGAAAAAGUCAAAAAAUCCUAAGGAACAUAAGAAGUCUGCAGAGGUAUUCCGAAAGGACCUCAUCAGUGCCAUGAAAAUUCCUGACUCUCACCAUGUUAAUCCUGACAGCUAUUACCUCUUUACUGACACAUGGAAAGAAGAAUGGGAAAAGGGAGUUCAAGUACCAGCCAAUCCAGACUCUGUUCCAACACCUUCUCUCAGGAUUAUAUCUGAAAAAGUAAAAGAAGUUCUCUUUGUCCGGCCCCGGAAAUAUAUCCGUUGCUCCAUUCCAGAGGCUGCAGAGCCUGGCUAUAUAAAUACCCUAGAGCUGGCAGCAUCUACAUGCCGCUAUGACCUAGAUGACAUGGAUACCUUUUGGCUUCAGGAACUCAAUGAAGACCUUGAAGAAAUGGGUUAUGGGCCAAUCGAUGAUCAAUGAGACUCUUAUGGAAAAGACAAUAGAGGUUCUGGAACGCCACUGCCAUGAAAAUAUGAACCAUGCUAUUGAGACAGAAGAAGGACUAGGAAUAGAGUAUGAUGAAGAUGUGAUCUGUGAUGUGUGCCAGUCUCCAGACAGUGAAGAGGGGAAUGAUAUGGUAUUCUGUGAUAAGUGUAACGUCUGUGUGCAUCAG